AUGGAUAUAGAUUUGAUUUUUUGGAGCUUCGUGAUUCCUGUGCUGCGAUUUCCCGUCUUCUUAGCAGUGAUCACUAGUACAUUUACAAGGCUAAAUCUCGAAAAGAUGUACCUUCCCUUGAUAGGGUACUCAGCAAUUGUGAGUUUCGCAGUAUGGUUGAACGAAUUUACAAAAACUAGAGGAAACUGGGUUUCUCUCGAUAGAAUUGACAAUGCUACCUGUGUUGUAACUGGUGGAAGCAACGGGCUGGGUUUAGCACUCGUGGAAACUUUUUUGGCUAGAUUCGAUAAGAUUAAGGUGAUAGUGGUAGAUGUCAACACACCGAAACAAAUAGAUCCACGCCUGACUUUCUAUGAAUGCGACCUCAACGAUCGUCUGAGCGUGGAGAGAGUACUUGCUUCAAUCAACGAGAACCACGAAAGAAUCGAUGUUUUGAUCAACAAUGCAGGCGUGAGGUCCAAAUACCAAAACUAUCUAGAUCUGCAAAGACAGGAUGUCGAUCGGGUCUUCCAAAUUAAUGUUUUUGCCCCGAUGCGCUUCGCGCAAGCUUUAAGCUCGAAGAUCUCUGGAAAGUCCCAAUUCUACUGCGUCACCAUUGCUAGUGCUUUGGGCGUCUGUCCCCCUGCUCGUGCGUCAUCCUACGGCGCUUCUAAAGCUGCUUCAAUUGCGUUCCAUGAGGCAUGGACACAAGAACUUAGCCCAAAUGGUAAAAUCCGGACUUUGCUUGUGACACCUGGACAGCUCCGUACGCAGAUGUUUGGAGGUUUCGAGCCUCCAAGACAAUUUUUCGCUCCACUCGUAGACCCUCACACGCUGGCGCAACGUAUAGUGGAGUGCUGCAGGUUGGGAGUGCGAGGGGAAAUCAGUGCACCAUUGUAUGCCAACUUCAUGGGAUUGAUGAGAAUACUACCCUAUACGCUGAAUUACUAUGCCCGCAAGAUCUCAGGAAUUGAUAGCAGCUUACCUGCGCACGAGGCAAAUUGA
Molecule: messenger RNA, 984 nt
Organism: Lachancea sp. 'fantastica'
Lineage: Eukaryota; Fungi; Ascomycota; Saccharomycetes; Saccharomycetales; Saccharomycetaceae
Source: the annotation of a GenBank genome assembly